UAUUGCAGGCCAUCAUAUCGAAAGAACGUUUGGGGCAAUUCAUUAAGCAUUUCAGGGCUGCUUUUAUAAGAAAGUUUGCAACUGAGGCCUAACCACUUGUAAGCUAAUUUCUAAUCUAUCGGAGUUAUGGAAUCCAGAUAUUAUUUUAUUGCUUUAUGGUUCAUCGGCGGAAUGAAUACGAUUUCGGCAUCACCAACGCCUCUAGGACCAUGUGAUCCGAUCAGCGCCAAGACUGGGUGCAGUCAGUGUUCAGAACGUGGUCCCUGUCUAGAUGAUACUUUUCCGUUUGAGCCUGGUUACUUCAACAGUACCAACGUUACAAUCACGUGCAGAGUGGGCGGGCACUGUAUAUCGGGAUCAGUCCCAAUCGAUCCUUGGCUAACCUUCGCUCUCAAGACUCAAAGAGAGAUACAGAUUGAUGAGCCGUUAGAGAUGCUUCAGCUAUUUGAUGCUCACAACGCAUUUAACAGCAGGGCUGACGGGUAUGCUGAUUAUGAUACUUGUCAAUGGCCCCCUCCCUACGAUCCACUGUGCGUGGGUGUAGCCAAUCAAGAAUUUGCAUUCACUGACCUGCUGAACAUGGGUGUACGUGGACUUGAGAUAGAUAUUUGGUGGUGCUAUGAUGAGAUGAGAAUGGCUCAUCUUAAUUUGGAGUAUUCAUUAGUAUGUCUGCCAACAAAUCGACUAUUCCGAGAUGGCUUAAAGGAGAUCGGUGAUUGGUUUGAUGUACCCGGCAAUGAGAAUGAAAUUCUUCGCCUAUACAUCAACGAAAAAUAUAACCAAUCACACGAUGACAUGGUGAACGGACCAAUCAAAAACUACCUUGGAGAUCGAGUUCUAACGCCCAACGACUUGAAAGAUGAAUUCAAAGGAAAAUGGCCAACAAUGCGUAGGAUGAGAGAGACAGGAAAAACUGUUGUUAUUACGAAUUCAAAUUCUGAUUUUAUGCACGGGGGUAUAUACUUUCAUCCCAUAUACUGGAGCGAUCGAAGUGUAAGAAACUUUGAUGGUUAUCCUAAUUGCAAUGGACGAACCGCCAAUACUGCGUUGCGUUUCUAUGGUGAUUUACAAAUUUACAACAAUAUCCUUUUGUCUUGCAGGCCUUUCUACAAUGGUCCACGGUCCACAGGUGUUCUCUUUAAUCUAACAGAUCAUGUGCGUUGCGGUGUUCAAUUCCCUGCUGGCGAUAUGAUCAACCCAGACUUUAUGCGCACCGGGGUCUACACAUGGGACGAAGGUGAGCCUAGUAUCGAACUCACGCAACAAUCAUGUGUGUUUAUCAGCCUAUCCACCAGACGAUGGCAUGCUACAAACAAUUGUGAACAAAAGUUGUCGAUUGCUUGCCAAAGUACUACUGAUCAAGAUAUCUGGUUGCUAGGGAGGAAAAGUGGGGCGUUUGGAAACAAGGAAUGCAAGACUGGAUACACGUACAGUAUUCCCAAAAACGGAUUCCAACAAGAAAAGAUUCUUGAAUUACUGACAUCCCAAGACAAUGAGGUGUGGAUUGACUACAGCCCCUGGUUGCCACAGGACAGUCCUGGUUCAGCGGCUCCUCUUGCCACAUUUAAGUCGGAAAUACUAAAAAAUGUAGUUAUGACCAUAGCAUUAUUCAUUUUCUUUUUCUAGUUGUGGAGUAAAUUAUAGCGGCCAAAACCAGGAAUAAAACAAUAAUCCAUAACUUUAUAUUAUCUACUGAUCUGGCUGAAUUAAAUUGAGCAAUUGCUUGAAAAAACUGCAGGCCUAUUAACAAAUGAAGAAUAAACGAAACACUCAGUUGAGAGUCCUGAGAAAAGGUAGAAAAUAAGGCCAUACGACAAUGUUAUGCGAUCGUUUUGCUUUUCAAUAUAGAUUUUAAAAUGGUCUUUGUUGUAUUUGUGUGUAUUUUCUACAUUUUAGGCAGACACAUUAUUGGUU
Anneissia japonica is the source of this 1914-nucleotide messenger RNA. RefSeq lists its product as uncharacterized. The transcript has 13 exons. Gene Ontology annotation, molecular function: phosphoric diester hydrolase activity. The coding region runs from base 127 to 1626 and encodes 499 amino acids. The record is from RefSeq and is a predicted model, not a curated record. Gene Ontology annotation, biological process: lipid metabolic process. NCBI's taxonomy places the organism in Eukaryota, Metazoa, Echinodermata, Crinoidea, Comatulida, Comatulidae.